Molecule: messenger RNA, 845 nt
Organism: Darwinula stevensoni
Lineage: Eukaryota; Metazoa; Arthropoda; Ostracoda; Podocopida; Darwinulidae
Source: the annotation of a GenBank genome assembly
GCCUGCCGAGCCGGCCGGUGGCGGGGAGAAAAGAGAGAAAAAAAGCACACGCUCGUCGACCUUGUUAUUGUCUGGACGUCGAAGGGGCUUCGCUCUUGAGACCUUGUAUCUUCUCUGCCGGUAUUUCAAACAGAAAGAUGUCGCAUUGGAGCAUGAUGCCAUUCCGUGAUUGGUGGGACGACAUGGACCGUUCGACCCGGCUCUUCGACCAGCACUUCGGCAUGGGGCUAUCGGAGGACGAGCUUGCCCCACCCACGAUCUACCAUCCAUUUUACAUCCGUCCCCGGCGACCGGCCUUCACCCGCCAGAGAUCCGGCAUGAGUGAGGUGGUGAACGACAAAGAGAAAUUCCAGGUGAGCCUGGACGUGCAGCAGUUCGCCCCAGGCGAGAUCACGGUGAAGACUGUGGACAAUGUGGUAGUGAUCGAGGGGAAGCACGAGGAGAAGAAAGACGAGCACGGUUUCAUCUCCCGUCAAUUCCUGCGCAAGUACAUGCUUCCCCAGAACGUGAAGGCGGAAGAUGUGGCAUCCUCGCUCUCCUCCGACGGCGUCCUCACCAUCACCGCCCGCAAAUUGGCGAUAGAAGCAGGGAAGCCGAGCGAGCGGACGGUGCCUAUCUCGCAGAGUGGCAAGCCAGCCAUCGACCAUUGAUAGGCCAUCAUGUUUCUGCCUGGCGAUGUCCUUGCCCUUGUCCAUGGAAUCCGGUAACCAUGGCCGAGGUAUUUACUCAUUCUUUCUCAUGAAAAUCUCGGUGCUUUUCUCUCUUACCUCAUUGCCUCCCUUAUCUCUUUCAUCUCUUCUAAUGCCUGUGAUUCUCGCGAAUAAAUCUAAAAAAAUCUCAUUUCA